Molecule: messenger RNA, 687 nt
Organism: Prunus armeniaca (apricot)
Lineage: Eukaryota; Viridiplantae; Streptophyta; Magnoliopsida; Rosales; Rosaceae
Source: the annotation of a GenBank genome assembly
AUGCUGCUGACGAUAAACUCUUCAGUCUCCUCCUCCCUCCUCACCAAAUCUCCUUCCAUUCCAAUCACCACUUCCAGCUUCCCCAAUUCCAACCCAGCAACUGCCGUCAGAACCCCAAGAUGGAACCCGCAGGCCCUUCAAUUUCGGGUCUCGUCGUCCGCCAAUCGGACGGUCGAGGUCGCAUCACCGCCGGAAAAUGUCGGUGGAGCUGAUUGCGCUGCGGAAUCUGGAGCGGACAUCGUGAGGAAAUUCUAUGGAGGAAUCAACGUCCAGGAUUUGGCUUCUGUGGAGGAGCUCAUCGCAGAGAAAUGUGUGUACGAGGACCUGGUUUUUCCUCGUCCUUUCGUUGGCCGCAAGGAUAUACUUCAGUUCUUUAAAAAGUUUAACGAUUCUGUUGGCAAAGACCUUCAAUUUGUUAUUGAUGAUAUCCAUCCGAGCCCGCAGGAGUUGGGCGGGGGGGGCAGUUGGGGUGACAUGUUGGAUGUUUAUGAAUGGAAUGGGAAGCCUUUUCCCUUUAGCAAAGGAUGUAGCUUUUAUCGGUUGGAAGUCGUCAAUGGCAAGAGACAAAUAAUCUAUGGGCGAGAUAGUGUCGAGCCUGCUAUCAAGCCUGGGGAUACUGUGUUGGUUGCGAUCAGAGGUGUGGCUUGGCUUCUUCGACAGUUCCCUCAGCUGGCUGACCGGUUUUAA